ACGCAGGUUUUUGCACUAAUCUCCGCAUUUCAAUUAUAGUAAUCCAGCAAUGAAGAUCAUCUUCAUCCUCUGCUUCCUUGUUGGGCAAGCAAUAGCACAGAGUAAACCUUUCCCCUUUGGUCCCCGAAAACGAGUAUUACCGGGUCAAAGGUCAUCCGGUUGUUCCGAUUGUGCUUCUGAAUUGAAGCAGUGUGUGUUAUCCUGUGUUGAAAAAUUUGAUUGCUCCGAGAUGAAUGUAAAAGAGGGCUUUUGUCCCAUUGGUGACAAGCGACCAGAAAACUGCUCAAUUUCAUCUUCUGCUUUUUUAAACGUUUGUAAGAUGGAUACAGAAUGCCCAGGUACUAAAAAGUGUUGCCACAGCGGAUGCAGUAAAGUGUGCGCAAGUGCACUUCCAGUACCUCCUCAUCAAGUAGUCCGUAGAAAUCGUACACCAAUAAAGCUUGGUAAACAUACUUGAAAGCAGGAUUGAAAAAAAAGACACUAUGUAUUUGUUCUCUCUUCUUUUUAACACCAAAUGAUUAAUGGUGCUUAUGAUAUUAGAAAAACAGAAACUUUAAACGAGACUUAUGUUGUGCAAAUUAAUAUGCACACAUUUAAAUGGAUGCUUGACUGAAUGUAAGCAAGAUUCCUAAAACCAGAAGAAAUUUAAAACACUUCCGGUGUAUCCCUCCGCUCCUGUUAUGCUUACGAGACUUAAUAUUCUAAGAAAUUUUAUUCAUGUGUUUAAAUUUGCCUUUAAAUUAUAAAUUCUAACUGAUUGUAAACCUAAAACAAAUAUCAGAAAAUUAAUAUCACAACCUAAAUAAAGUGUUUUCAUGUUUUAA
Parasteatoda tepidariorum (common house spider) is the source of this 824-nucleotide messenger RNA. RefSeq lists its product as uncharacterized. The record is from RefSeq and is a predicted model, not a curated record. Gene Ontology annotation, cellular component: extracellular region. Gene Ontology annotation, molecular function: peptidase inhibitor activity. Lineage: Eukaryota; Metazoa; Arthropoda; Arachnida; Araneae; Theridiidae.